Messenger RNA from Pectinophora gossypiella (pink bollworm), 1415 nucleotides. RefSeq lists its product as uncharacterized. Bases 260 to 520 code for a protein of 86 amino acids. The record is from RefSeq and is a predicted model, not a curated record. NCBI's taxonomy places the organism in Eukaryota, Metazoa, Arthropoda, Insecta, Lepidoptera, Gelechiidae. The transcript has 4 exons.
UCGAACUAUGUGACUCGCCUGCUUCUGAUGGCUCGUGGUUCGCUGAUUGAAAAUGUGAAGUGGCACAACUGUUUCUCACUCAACUGUCACUGAGCCGAGGUUUACAACAAGUGUUCGGGAUUAUGUCGCCGUGGGAUUAGCGCGUUAAUUUUUAAUGAUCCAGAAACGAGGAAGAAGCGAUGAUGUAUUGCUGGCCACCUUCGUGAACGAACCACAGAUUUCGUAAAUAUUUUGAAAAAGAAAAUCGCAGAACUACAAAAUGGCGAUUGUGAUAGGUCGUAUGUACGUGCGGGGAGCGGUGGUGAUGGUGGUGGCGGGCGGUGCGUCAGCCCGCGUCGCCGGCAAGGUUGGCGGCUACUCCAACAAGAUGGGAGGUAAAUCUACGAGCGGUAUCAACGAGGAGAUCAUUUGGAUCAGCAUAAGCAUGGCGAUAGCGAUCGCCGUGUUGAUAGCGAUCGCACUCUGCUACAUACUGAAGGAGAAGUGCAGCAAGCGACAGGCUUUUAAAGAACAGUCAUGACGAUAUAAGCAGGAGUUCGCGAGACACGCUCUCGCGGAUUCCCUCGCCGACCUCGAGUUUCCCUCCUACACCAUGUAUCCGCAGUACUCACCCGACGGCAAGGAAUACUUCUACAAUUUCCACCGCUUCGCCUACCUGCGAGACAGCUACAAACUACCCCCAAAAGACUACCCUAAAGAAAAAGAAGAGGUGUACAUCACCGCGUGAUCUCCUCACUGCCACAAUGAGGACGAGCCUCCACACUCGUCGCUCCACAGAUACUAUAAGUACGAAGGAAUAAUAAUACGUAAACAGUGGCAGUCUCAUUGUACCGACUGUAUUAAAAAUGAUCUUCAAAGGCAAACAUAAUAUGUGUGUAGUAUAGCAUGAAUAAAUGUUUAGAAAAACAGUGAAUGGUAGCGCAUGUGUAUAUACGUGAUCGUGAUUUAAAAUUAAAUAAUAAAAUGAAAAUACUUUAUUUCUUUAUAAUAUAUUAUGUACUUAUUAUAUAAAACUAAUGAAUUUUAAUAUGAGAAUGCAAUUUGGAAAGUGUUAUAUCUAGUGGGAAUGGCAAUCUCUAACACAACUGUGAUAGAAAGUUUUCGCUCAAGAGACUAAAAACUUUCUGCUUGUUUUAUUUUACAAGUUAAUAUCUUAGAAUUGAAAACCAUGUUUGUAGAACAAAGCGAGGCGUUAGGGAGAGAAUGUCUAAAGGGAGGGAGUGUGACAGUUGAGUCGUAGCCAAUUGUGGCUACGUCGUAGCCGUCGUAGACAUUCGUAACGGCGACAAGGCCAGGCUUUUGUUUGUACACGUGACUUCAUAUAGGUAUUCACUCAAUUCAUAUAUUUUUACAUAGAAAAUUAUAACCAGUAUUAUUUGCUUAAUUAUUAUUCAUUAAUUAAUGUAAUAUUUAAA